AAAAAUCACAAUACAUGUAAAAUAAUUGGUUUACGUGAAAGUUAUAGUGUCUACAAAUGGCGGCAUAUAUACUGUAUUUUUUUUUUAUACUAGUAAUGGCGGCAAUCUGCGGGACUGUGGCGGGCAUUCUGACACUGGGGGGAACUGACUUGGUGUCACUGACAUCCCCAGUGACACCAAUACAGUGAUCAGUGCUAAUAAAAAGCACUGACACUGUACUAAAGACACUGGGCAGGAAGGGGUUAACAUCUGGGG
This is a messenger RNA of Staurois parvus, 255 nucleotides long. The record is from the annotation of a GenBank genome assembly. Lineage: Eukaryota; Metazoa; Chordata; Amphibia; Anura; Ranidae.